This is a messenger RNA of Stegastes partitus (bicolor damselfish), 8020 nucleotides long. RefSeq names its product thyroid adenoma-associated protein homolog. The record is from RefSeq and is a predicted model, not a curated record. Gene Ontology annotation, biological process: tRNA methylation. Gene Ontology annotation, cellular component: cytosol. NCBI's taxonomy places the organism in Eukaryota, Metazoa, Chordata, Actinopteri, Pomacentridae. The transcript has 31 exons. Bases 4 to 5601 code for a protein of 1865 amino acids.
ACAAUGUUCUCGUUUGAAAACCUGCUGAGCAGCCUGCAGGACUGUGUGGUCACCGAGGAACAGGCAGCUGAACAUGUCAACAAAACUCUCCGACUGUUUUCUGAUAAACUGUCUGAAUCCUCCAGGAGCAGCGUGAAGAGGAGCAAGGAGCGCUGCUUGGAGGAGGCUGUCCAGCUGCUGCGGCAGAUCUCAGAGGAUCAGCUUCGUGCUUUUGAGGACCAACACUUCCUGCUUCUGGUCAGACUCCUCUUAUCCAUGCAGCUGCAGAUGGUCAGCAUCUCCUCAGCCUGUCGUAAAGUGGACCAGAUGUUGCAACAUGUGGCGAAGGUGGACCAUCAGCUGGUUUUUAGGGAAACCCUUCAGUGUUUGCACUCCAUAGUCCACAGUGAGCAGAUUUUGUCCUUUGAGGAUUUGCAGAGAGCCUGUAUGCUCCUGGAGGACAGCACCGUUGGUCGACAGGUGUGGCGAGAGUCGUACGUGUCUAUGCUGAAUAAAGUGUCUGAGUUGUUCCCUGUUGUACUGCGACAAGAAUCCCUGAGAGAUGGACCAGUGUGUUACAUCACCGUCAAGGUGUGUUUGCAAAUGUUUCAGCUGCUGUCCAGUGAAGUGGCUCCUCUAGUGUGGGAAAAGGACCACAGAGGCCCGACAGUGCAGAAGAUCCUGCAGGCUCUUAUGGACAUUAUACUUGGACAGUGCUGCAACAGGGACACUCGUCUUCUGGCAGGAACUGCUGUGGCCAUGCUGAUCAACACGGCACCAGAGAGCAGAGCUGGAGGAGCUGCUGCCUGGAGUCUGCUGCAAGUCUCUCACUCGGAGCCCUGGCUGCUGACCGUCGGUGCCCUCCAGGUCCGGUGUGACUCCACGGUGACGGACGGAGUGGACCGGCUGGCUGUGAGCAGAGGCCUCCUGACCUGCUGUCGACCUCACAUCCUGCUCAGUUCACAAGAGGACGCCACAGAAUGUUUACUGCUCAACGGUUUGUUUCCUCUGGUCUAUGCUUUGUGUGAGGAGAAGCUGGAUUGUCAGUACUUUGCCUUCGAAGCGUUGACACUGUGGCUGAAGAAAGUGAAAGAAUGUUUGGUUGAUCUCUGGAAGAUGACCGGUGUUCAGCUUCUGCCCGACAGCAGCAGCCUGCAGCAGCAGCUCAUUCACAUCAUCUGGACCAACGCAGAAAGCCCAGUGGAAGGAGUGUCAGAAUUUGCGCGCAGUGCCUUCGUUCUGCUGCUGGACCUCUAUGAGAAGGACUGUGAGCACUUUUGUGAUACAAAGAAGACUUUUUAUUUUACUUUGCUUCAGCGAAUCAUGAAACUACCCUGGGAAGCCAAAGCCAAAUAUCAUCGCCUUUGUGCCCUGCUGCCAUAUCUGGGUACUGACAUGGUGCUGGAUCAGUAUACAGAGAUUCCCAAUCAUCUCCUGAAGUGCUUGUCGACCAAUCACCUGUCCCCAUGUGGGUCAGAGCUUUACAGAUGUCUGAUCCAGCAGCAGAGGCGAGAGCUCUGCGAUGGCUCACCAAAGUCUGCUUCUAACACUGAGCAGGAUCUGGCCGGUCACUGGGCGAGGCGCUGGCAGCCCGUCCUUCACGACGCUCUGACGUCUGACGUGACUCUUCUGCAGAACAGCAGUUCAACACACUUGCUACCCUGCACCUUUCAGGUUUUCCCGUCUGCCGUAGACCCUCUGCUGGCCUCUCUGGACCCAUACGCCCCCGGACAUCUCCACGCCUGGGCCUGCAUCUUGAGCUCUUACCGAGCCGUGACCGGCGGCUCCCCCUGGACUCUUCAGGGUAGUUCCACCUUUGAAACCCUCCGUCUAGCUCUGGGAUCUGCUGAUGACAAAGUCCGCCUCGCUGCUCUCAAUCUGCUCUGCUGCUGCCCAAAGACCAAAGACUCUCCAACCACGGAGGAGAUGACAAUAAUGAGGACGUUUAUUCCUCAGAACCUGAACUGUGAGUCUUCGCCUUUUCGUCAGCAUUUUCAGGCCGGAGUGAAGAGGUUUCUGGUUCGGAUCAGGGAUGGCUGCUUGGCACAUGUCCGAGGACAAAAGGGCAAAAAGAAAGGAGGUGCCACAAACUCAGAGAGGGAGCACGAUGCGUUGGAGCAGGGAAUAGGGUUUGUGGAAUGGUUGAGUCAACUCCCCUACAGCUAUCUGGCACCAGGACACAGUUAUCAGAGAAAGAAGACUGCGUUGCUGCUGCUGUCUGCAGUGCUGGAGACCUGCACAGACACCUGGAGCCCUGACAAGAAGAAAGGACAACCUCCAGCAAAUAUGGGGUGUCUUAUUAACUGUGCCAGACAACGAGGAUGCUGGGAUUUCUUCUGCAGGACAAAGCAGCUGGUCCUUAUCAGCUGUUUAGAAGAUUCUACCAAUGAGAUUCGGGAGCUCUCAGCCGGGUUAUUGUUGAGAUUUUUCCCGCCCAGUUUUCCAGAUGAUAUCGCCGAAGUGCUGCACACGAGAACCAAACAGCUUCUGUGCAGCCCGCGGGUGCAGGAGGCUCAGAUGGGAGCACUGAUGAUGAAGGUCCUGCUGCAGAAAUCACAGAACUUUGAGGCCUCCAGGCUGAAAAGCAGCAGCAAGGAGUGUAUGGUCAGAGUUCUGGUGAAGGAGCUACAGGAGCACUACGUGACAGCGAAGACGGACAUGAUGCUCGCUGCCAGAACGAAGCCGAUACACGGUGUCCUAAGUGCCCUUCAGAGGUGUUUGCUCGAGGCACCAGAAAGCAUCUACGAGCUACUUGACCACAGUCUGACCCCUGAGCUGCUGAGUCUGCUGGAGGACAUCUCUCUGCUGCUGCUCGGUGUUCUGUACGGAGAUCAGGACGCUUGUGCCACCGAAAAGGACGCCCCGCCGUCUUUUUGCGAUAUGGGAAACGCCAUCAGCUCUCUGAUAGCCCAGGCAUCUUCAGGCGGCCAAGCGGAUGGAGAGGAGUGUGUCCUGCUGUCUGAAGAGCACAGCCUCGUUCUCACCUGCUGCUGGGUCUCCCUCAAGGAGAUAGGAAGUUUUUUAGGUUCACUGGUGGAGAAAAUUCUCACAGAAACCAAAGAACCCAGCAAGUCCCUUCUAACAAAACAGGAUCUGAUGAGAGCAUCAAAAGUGUUCAAGAAUAUUCUUCUCAAAUGCCGCCACUGGGGGGCAGUAGAAGGAUGCUGUAUAGGCUUCACAAAGUUCUGUGCUUGUCUACUGAGCAGCAAUGAUCCAGAGCUUAGAGACAUCCCAGCCCAGAUGCUGAAACAAGGAUUGCAGGUUGUUCAGUGCCUUCGCUCCACAUCUGUGACCCGGCGGGCUGCAGGGUUGCCGAUGUUGAUCCUCUGUGUGGUGUCGGCAGAGGAGGCCAGUAAAGCGCGACCGCUGUUAGCCCACAGUAUGCAAACCUUACUGGAAACGGCCAAAACCCCUCUGAAUGAGCACUGGGACCAAACACUGGACCUGCCUCAGGUGUGUGCGGUUCACACUCUGCAGGCUCUGGUGCGUGGUGCAGGUUUGGGAGUAGCUGUCCUUCAGUUUGCGCCUGCUGUCGCUAUAUUGUCGCUCACUCUGCUCAGCUCUCCGUGCUGGGCCAUGAGGAAUGCCGCUCUGCAGCUUUACAGUUCUCUGUGCUCGCGGAUGCUCGGCCAGAGGUCCAGCAGUGAGGAGACUGGUCCCACCCAGCACAGCAUGUCCCCUCCUGCCUUCUUUUUCCACUAUCCUGCGCUCCAGCCCUUCCUCCUGGGCGAGCUCAGAGCAGCGGCACAAGUCCUCCACGGUCCACCUAAUGAGGCCAAGCUGCACCUCCAGCCCUCGCUCUACCCCAUCCUCACUCUGCUGGCUCAGCUCCAGCCUGGUGUCCAAGAUUCAACAGAAACUUUGUCAGACUUCCUGCCUCCUUUGCUCCAGCUGUCCGCCAGUCCUAUUUACAGUGUGAGAGUGAUGGCCUCCAAGGCUCUGGUUGCCAUGACUCCCCCCUCGGAGUACAUGAACAUCCUCAUCAAACUCACAGCUCAACUUCCCAGUGCACAGGAGUGCUGCUGUCACAACCGGCUCCAUGGCCAGCUGCUGCAGAUCAAAGCUAUUCUGGAAAGAGCUCUGUGUGCAGGCAGGGCCCCUUCAGACGACCUGUGCGAGGUGCUGGUCAGGGUGCGAGCAUCGCUGUGGCUGGCGACUGAAGCUCAACGCUGCCCCCUAGUGAGGGCAGUGUACCUCGGGGUGGCAGACUGUCUGAGAAGCCUGUGCUGUGAGACCUACCUGUCGAAGCUCAGUGACACGCUCAUGCAUGAUCUCCAAACUCCUCAGCAGGGUCUUCAGGUUGGGCUGUCGUCCUUCCAUCAACAAGCCAUCCACUUCCUGUGUGCAGAUCUAAAGUGUGCAUGUAAAAUCUGGGACACCUUCUCUGCAGCGAGUCUCGACCUGAGGCUCUCAUUGGUUACGUGGGUGCUGGAUGGGCGGGGUUCGCUGCAGGCUGGCUUGAAAGGAGCGAUCCAGAGGGUGUUGCAGUCAAACUUGAGAGAAGCACUGUUGAUUGACAACGUGGAGUACCGCCGGACCUACCUCGCAGCCCUGAUAGCAGUGACAGCCGGCGGUGAUUCUGCUUUACCCCAACAUCUGCUGCAUUCAGCCCCACCGGAGGAGCCAGUUCUGCCUGAGUGUCUGGAUCUGUUGCUCAGGGACCUGGAGGCCCAGAGAGGCGGGCCAGAGUUUCUGUCCCAGGCCCUACAUGCUGCUAGUCUGCUGCUUUCCCAGUGGACACACUCCAGUCUAAAGAUAUCCGUGUUGCAGCGCUGGUGCAGCGUCUUGGAGUACCAGCGGGUCCCAGACGCCCCUGAAGCGCUCAGGAUGGCGUGUGCUGAAGCUCUGUGUGUAGCUGGAGCUCCGCUAAUGAACCGCAGCACUCUGCCUGCCAUCACCAUCAGGCUCAUCAACACAGGCCUCUACUUGCUGCAGGACCAAAGCCAGCAGGUGAGGAUGAAAGCGGCCUGUUUUACCUCGAUGCUGCAUCAUGCAAGAGGAGGAGAAAGGACGAAGAGCAUCUACCUCAUGCAGGUCAACCAGGCUCUGCCGAUCCUCCUGGACCUGCUGCUGGAGGACUGCUGGGACACUCCUGGUACACUGGAGGUGCUGCUGGUUCACCUGCCUCAGUCCGACCUCACAUCUGUGCUGAGAGAGGCCUCAGCGGCGGGCUGCUCCAGUCUGUAUGAGCAGGAUGAGGCCAAUGUGUUUGCAGAGCCCUCUGUGAUGUCGGCACAUGUGCUGCCGUACCUGCUGCACAUGGCUGAAAAAUACUCUGAGUCGUCUGCUCUGGCACAGAGCCUGAACUCAUGGGCAGAAGAGAGUGCUGGACAGGUGCUAGAUGGUCUCGCUGUCUGCAAGAAGCUCCUGCCAGCUGAGACAUUGACCCCCACUUGGCUGGCUCUCCUCAUGGACCCCCGUUUCCACAGCACCCUGUGUGGCCUGUUCACCAGAGCUGCCUUUCUCCUCCGGCUGCUGAAAACAUCUGAUAACACACGACACCUCUGUGAUCCUUUAUCCAUGCACAUGAGUUUCCAGGAGGUUUGCCGUCUGCUCGCUCAGAACGGUGUCCACUUUCCCUCCGCUGUAGCAGCUGCUGUGGCUGGAGAGCUGCCGCUGUGACGUAACGCAGGAGCUUUUUUAUGCACUCAAUGGGCAAAGCCUUUUGGCCGGCAUGUCCCGGGAUGAAAUUACCUGUGGGUAUUUUAGGGCUGCUUAUGACAUACACAUGUGUAGCCUUAUUCUUGAAUGAGUGUCACAAGUGCUGAUGCUGCAGUGCAUCAGCAGUUGGGAGGCUGACUAAGUUACAUAAGAGCUCAGUCGCUGCAGUUACUUGUGUCCAUCAUCACAUUUCCUGUGAUGAAUAAGAGACCGUCUGGGCAGUGGGUGCUGUGUGCACAUAAAGAAAACGUAAAACAGCUGCUCCUCAUAAGCUGUUUUUGCGAGAAUAUUUUUAAAUACGAGUUUCUGACAUGAAAUUUUCUGACUCUUUAUUCGUUUUUAGAAUAAAAGUUUUUAUUACAGAGCUACAGGAACAUUUGUUGUGUUGAUCACCUUCAGCUCAAGCAUCGUGCUUUUGUCCUCUGUUGUUCUAGGCUGUGUACUUGUCAUGUCUCAGCAACAAGACUCAGACUGAUGCACUGAUGUAAUGCUACAGCAUCCAGAGAUAAAGAUCAGCCCGGUACGAUGUGUAGCCUCUAAUAGCAUUCAGGCAAAAUGCAGGUUUUGGCUUUUGGUGUAUUUUAGUGAGCUCAUACAGUGCUACAGAAUUAUAGUAUUUUAAAUAUAUUUUAAGAAUCCAGUAGCAGUUUCUCCCAAUCGUUACAAAGUCCUGAAUAAAAAUUUUCAUUGAAAUAUUUUCCAGCUAUUGUAAUUCUAAAAAACACUUGCAAUGGGUGCUUAGUACGUAUGAGUAAAACUGGACCAAAGCAGCUGCUCCUCGUAAGCUUUCAAGGACUUUUUAACAAAAAAAACCCUUUAAAUACGACUUUAUAACAUGACGUAUUUGUUUCUAGAAGAAGUUUUUAAAGCAGAGCUACAGUGAGGUCCAUGUUUGUGGUUACAUCACCUCAAGCUCUGAGUUGUGUACUUGUUUCAGCACCGAUCCUCAGACCGAUGCAUCGAUGUAAUGCUACAGCAUCUGGAGAAAUAGACUGCUCGGCACCCAGCUGGGGAAUACAGUGUAUGGUUUAAUGUUCCAUUAGAGGCCUUCUGCUCGGAUAAGUGUCCAUUUUCCAACCACAUGAGGGCAGACGAUGAUUGACUGGAUGUGAUGGAGAGCUGGCGGUUGCCCCGCAACCGACCACACACUGGAGCAGUCUUACAUCAUCAGAUAGUCCACUGCUUUUGUUUGACAUGGGGUGGCUCUCAGUAUCAGACAAACACUAACACGAAAGAGUUUGUACAUGCUAUAACUGGCCAUGUUCGACCAUCUAUUACAUGUUUAUGGAUGCGUAUUUGUCUAAGAAUCUAAGCAGGCAGUUAAUCAGCAUCUGACUGUAAUGUAGCUCCGUACGUACCUGCAUUGCGUAUGCAUGAAGAGCAUCUAGAUUAGGCAGCAGCAAUUACAAUAAGCUUGUAUUAAUGAUUCAUACAUAAACCUUAUGUAAUGUGUUUCCUAUGACCCACGCCCAAAUCCACACCUGCUGUGUGGAGCUCUAUGAGAUUAACAUGUAGGUGCUUCUGUUUGGGAACAUGACGCAAAACCAGGUAAUGCUAAAUAAAAAAUUGGAAAAACUUUGAACUAUUAUAUCAAGAUUUCUUUCAAAAUUGGGAUUACGUCACACUUGAUGACACAGUGUGCUUUUUUUAAAUGAAAACUUUCUGCUGCUCACUGAAGGAUCAUAACAUUCAGUUUCUUAGAUUCAUAAGUGGUUUAAGACAAAGCUCCAUUGCACAGACUCAUAUGAACUUUUCUUUAAGACAAUGCUGACAACACAUGUUGCUUGAGCUUUCCAGCAUCCCUAAAGACAAAGGCGCGCUUUUAAUGAAAAGACAAACUCAUUGUAGUUUUCAUUCUUGCUUGAACAACAUGUGCAAUAUUGUGUCUUUUGCCGCAACCUUGAAAACAAAGUCUUAAGAAGUGAGUCUGAAGUGUAGCAGGGUUGUAAACCUCCUGGAGGCAGAGUGUGUAUAAUGGAGAGUGACCAUCUGGCUUAAUAAAAGCCUUCCCAAUCGUUACUGCGAGUCUCUGGGCUCUCAGUAAGCCUGCGUCCUGCUAAUUAAAUGAUUAACUAUGGCAACAGGGAACAAGGCCAACUAGGUACAACCACUUUGAUGGGGUGGGUGUAUGUGUGGACAUAAAUACAGACGUAUGUGCACCACUUGGAGCAUGAAAGGAGUGUUUUUCCACUGUUGUGUUACAAGCAGCCAGAGGAUCCUCGCUCUUAAGGGAAAAGAACGGCAAGGCUCAAGUGUUCUUUUCAUUCUACAAAUGGAACAAUAUGAGUUCAUGUCAGUGUGACUGUGCACUUUGAUUUUUAAAAUGAACUGUUUGUCCUGAUUAUAAUAAAGGUUUCUAAUGAGGUUGUUAUUCUACAAA